Salvelinus fontinalis (brook trout) is the source of this 549-nucleotide messenger RNA. Its product is annotated as small proline-rich protein 3-like. The coding region runs from base 1 to 549 and encodes 182 amino acids. The record is from RefSeq and is a predicted model, not a curated record. The transcript has a single exon. NCBI's taxonomy places the organism in Eukaryota, Metazoa, Chordata, Actinopteri, Salmoniformes, Salmonidae.
AUGUACCAGUGCCAGGAUGUACCAGUGCCAGGAUGUACCAGUACCAGGAUGUACCAGUACCUGGAUGUACCAGUACCAGGAUGUACCAGUACCUGGAUGUACCAGUACCAGGAUGUACCAGUACCUGAAUGUACCAGUACCAGGAUGUACCAGUACCAGGAUGUACCAGUACCUGGAUGUACCAGUACCAGGAUGUACCAGUACCUGGAUGUACCAGUACCAGGAUGUACCAGUACCAGGAUGUACCAGUACCUGAAUGUACCAGUACCAGGAUGGACCAGUACCAGGAUGUACCAGUACCAGGAUGUACCAGUGCCAGGAUGUACCAGUGCCAGGAUGUACCAGUACCUGGAUGUACCAGUACCAGGAUGUACCAGUACCUGGAUGUACCAGUACCAGGAUGUACCAGUACCAGGAUGUACCAGCACCAGGAUGUACCAGUACCUGGAUGUACCAGUACCAGGAUGUACCAGUACCAGGAUGUACCAGUACCAGGAUGUACCAGUACCUGGAUGUGCAAACUUCAAGCAAGACAGGUUGCUGGGGUAA